AUGGAACAGUCACUUUUAGUUCUGAAGAAAAGAUUUCAAAUAGCUUGAACUUUCCCCUCCAAAGUCCCAGCUGCAGCAGAUUCUGGGCCCACCCCUCCAGUAGAUUGGAUCACACUCCCAUCACCUUCAGCUGUGAGACCUCUCCUAGUCUCCAUAUAUAUAUAUCUAGAGAGAGAGAGAGAGAGGAGAGGGUCUGCAAAGGUCCAGUUAGCUUUGGUGUUGUAUUACCGGUAGGUUUGUUUGUCUACUUCAGCCAUGCCUGCUGAUUUCAAUGGCACCUGGAACCUUGUCAGCAGUGAGAACUUUGAAGGCUACAUGGUGGCCUUAGGUAUCGAUUUUGCCACCCGCAAGAUAGCCAAAAUGCUGAAGCCUCAGAAGGUCUUCAAACAAGAUGGGGACUCCUUUUCCAUCAGCACAACCAGCACUUUCCGCAGCUAUUUAGUCGAGUUCAGGAUUGGAGAGGAGUUUGAAGAAGACAACAAAGGCUUGGACAAUAGAAAAUGCAAGAGUGUGGUUAACUGGGACGGUGACAAGAUUGUUUGUGUCCAGACUGGAGAGAAGAAGAACAGAGGCUGGACCCACUGGAUUGAAGGAGAUGACCUGUACCUGGAACUCCGAUGUGAAGACCAAGUCAGCACGCAGGUUUUCAAGCGAGCGUGAAGCUGAUUCUUGCGAUAUCCCCCAAAUGACAACAGCGCAGAGAACCACGUACAGGAGCGUUUAUGCAUAACGGCACUUCAGACAUGGAGUGCUAACUGAAAAGGCAGCUUUACAGGUCAAACCUUCUUCCUCCAUUCCUGGUGCUCUUUUUGUAAUAGCAUUUCAACCUGAUCCUUUGGAACAAACGUAACUGUUAACCUGCACUAACCACGUAACUUCAUUAAAAAAAAAAAGAUGACUGUUUGCAAUACUA
This is a messenger RNA of Podarcis muralis (Common wall lizard), 913 nucleotides long. It is a transcript of the gene RBP7, whose product is annotated as retinol binding protein 7. Gene Ontology annotation, molecular function: lipid binding. The record is from RefSeq and is a predicted model, not a curated record. NCBI's taxonomy places the organism in Eukaryota, Metazoa, Chordata, Lepidosauria, Squamata, Lacertidae.